AUGAGCGGGCCCUCUGCUUCCAGGGACUGGUACCUGAAUGGGAACUACCUGGUGAUCCUGGUUUCCAUCACCAUUAUCCUGCCCCUGGCCCUCAUGAAGCAGCUGGGUAAUGCUGGCUCAGGUGGCUGGUGGUGCUGGGUGCUGACCGUCCCCAUGUCCACCCCACCCCAGGUCAUCUAUAAGAAGUUCCAGAUCCCCUGCCCACUCCCCGAGCAGGAGGGGAACCUCACGGGCAGCCUCAACGUCACUGCUGUCAGCACCAGCGACUACCAGAACGGCUACACCGUCCUCCAGGCCCCUGAGCAGGUCACCUGCACCCCCAGCUUCUUCACCCUGAACUCCCAGACAGCGUACACCAUCCCCAUCAUGGCCUUCGCCUUCGUCUGCCACCCUGAGGUCCUGCCCAUCUACACUGAGCUGAAGGACCCCUCCAAGAAGAAGAUGCAGUGCAUCUCCAACAUCUCCAUCGCCGUCAUGUACCUCAUGUACUUCUUGGCCGCCCUCUUUGGCUACCUCACGUUCUACGGCCGUGUGGAGUCGGAGCUGCUGCACACGUACAGCAAGGUGGACCCCUUUGACGUGCUGAUACUGUGCGUGCGGGUGGCCGUGCUGACAGCUGUCACCCUCACCGUCCCCAUUGUCCUCUUCCCGGUGCGCCGGGCCAUCCAGCAGAUGCUGUUUCAAGGGAAGGACUUCAGCUGGAUCCGCCACGUCACCAUCGCCGUGGUCCUGCUGACCUUCAUCAACCUUUUGGUCAUCUUUGCCCCCUCCAUCCUUGGCAUCUUCGGCUUGAUUG
Messenger RNA from Tauraco erythrolophus (red-crested turaco), 796 nucleotides. NCBI's taxonomy places the organism in Eukaryota, Metazoa, Chordata, Aves, Musophagiformes, Musophagidae. The record is from RefSeq and is a predicted model, not a curated record.